GAAUGCUCUCGGGCUCCCUUGAACUCUUGUUCGCCCGUUCUAAGCUUCCCAUUAUAUCCAUUCUUCAUAUCCCCACUUGAACGUAACCUUACGUCUCUGCUUCGGCUUCUCCCUCCAACUCUACCUCCCUUUCCCUCCGAUCCGCACCAUGGCCAACCUCGCCGAUUCCGCUGUGACCAUUCCAUCUGACAGCGAGAUAUACGAUGCAAAUCACCCCAACGACCCGUCCUUCGACCCAUCUCCACACUCCGAAUCCCCCUCCCACCGCAACGAUGACACGCCCAUGAUCCUCUACCAUCCCCCGACUAUGUGGGGCUUGAUACGCGGUGCCACGAUCAACUUAUUCUUACCCUUCGUAAAUGGAUUGAUGCUGGGAUUCGGAGAAUUGUUUGCUCAUGAGAUUGCUUUCCGGUUGGGUUGGAGUCGGACAAAGGUAUUCCCCUCCCGUCGAAGCGAUACACGAAGAGCUGGUCCGGGUGUUGAGGUGCGUGAGAGCCCUGACGAGCGGAGGAGAAGAAGUGGGCGAGAGAUGGACAUGUACACAAGUUUAGAAUAAACCAGCUGAAUCCGGGGGAUGCAUCAAGAGACUAGGAGUUGAGCGAUCUUCUCAUGCCGCUCGAUAGGCUCAGAGACGACGGCAAGGGACUCACGUAUAGACGCAAGUAUCAUUGGGAUUCUACACAUGUACGAUGCGAAAGUCAGCCACCGAUUUGGAUCUGACCGAUCUGUAAACAUUGAAGACGCUCGGGGGUCUCUGAAUGAAAUUAUCCCAUGGCUUAGGGGAUGGCGAUCUAGGACGGCACACGGUCUGUUCAAUCCGUGGUGCUUCAACGAACUUGAUUCGAUAAAAGUAGUCCAGCUAACCAGUCUUUAAUGAAGAACCCCUAUGACCAAAUGUGACGCCGGUACU
Messenger RNA from Eremomyces bilateralis CBS 781.70, 910 nucleotides. Its product is annotated as TOM13-domain-containing protein. Gene Ontology annotation, cellular component: mitochondrial outer membrane. The transcript has 2 exons. NCBI's taxonomy places the organism in Eukaryota, Fungi, Ascomycota, Dothideomycetes, Eremomycetales, Eremomycetaceae. The record is from RefSeq and is a predicted model, not a curated record. Gene Ontology annotation, biological process: mitochondrial outer membrane translocase complex assembly; protein insertion into mitochondrial outer membrane. The coding region runs from base 149 to 556 and encodes 135 amino acids.